UGUAGAGACAGCUCGAGGGCUUCUCAGAGGAUAUGUGGAAGCUGCUACAACAGCUGUCGUUGGUUGGCUGCGCAAAACAACAGCCGGCACGUAGGUAUCGAACUUUCGUGAUUGGCUCAAAUUCUACGAUUCGAUUUAUAGCCCACAUGAUUCAGGCAAAGAUCGGGAUCGGCAUUGUAGAAAGGAGACGAUGAUGGGGGCAGUUCCGUCAUUAGACGAAGCAUAUCUCAAGUCACGCGCCAAUCAGACCAGCGGCAAAGUCAACGUUCCUUUCUCUUCAGAUUUGGAGGGAGUUUUUAUCCUUCGAUGUGUGUCGUGUGUUUUCUCCCCAAAUCCAAAGGGGGAAAAAAGGGAGUGUGAUACUAAGUGAGGAUAUUAGAUUGACCUCUCGCCCAACCCAAAUCGAGCGCAGAUAGGACAGCGGCAGAGAGGUGAGGACGGUUGGGGCAGGCGGAUGGCGGAGAACGGCGCCGGCAGCGGAGGCGGAGGAGCAGGUGGAGGUGACGGGAUGGCGGCGGCGGCGGCGGUGGGUGCAGGGAAGCCGCCGCGGCCCACCAUCAUGCUGCCGCCGCGCUCUUCCAUGGCGAGUCUCUUCCAUGAAGGUGGAGGGGGCGCUUCGGAGGUCAGCCCCGGCCCGCUGACGCUGGUGUCGAGCUUUUUCGCGGACGAUCCCGAGACGGAGUGCCGUUCCUUCACUCAGCUGCUCGUCGGAGCUAUGAAUUCUCCCGUGGCAGCGGCGAGGAGGCCGGCUGGGAUCUCCUGGGAACAGGAGAAGGUGGCGGCUGGUGGCUCGGAAGACGGCGGGGCGGAGGGAGGAGGCAUAGGAGGUGACGGUGGUGUAAGUCGAUUGAAUCGGGUGAAGCAGAACCGGCCUGCAAGCCUGACGGUAAGCCAGCCGCAGGCAUUCACGAUUGCCCCAGGACUAAGCCCCUCAAGCUUGCUGGAUUCUCCUGGGUUCUUCUCGUCCGGCCUGGGCACCUUCGUAAUGUCGCAUCAAGAGGCUCUGGCUCAGGUCACAGCUCAGGCAUCCCAGUCCCAAUUCAAAAUGCUGAGUCAGGCAGAAUACCCAUCUGAAUUUGUGACAACACCACCAUCAUCACAGCAACUUAUCCAGGAAACCCCUACCCGAAAGCGAAACAAUUCUGUAUUUGAAUCUGCAGAGGGCUCUCUUUCUGAUCAAAUAUCUCACCCUACAGCCAUUGUAGUUGAUAAACCUGCCAGUGAUGGCUAUAAUUGGCGAAAAUAUGGCCAGAAAAUGGUGAGAAGCAGUGAGUAUCCUAGGAGCUACUAUAAAUGCAGCCAUCCCAAUUGUCCAGUCAAGAAAAAGGUAGAGCAUUCGGCAGAUGGUCAAAUUACUGAGAUAAUUUACAAGGGUCAGCACAACCAUCAACGUCCUACCCCAAAUAAACGAUUUAAGGAAGGCGAUAGUUUUCUUAGUGGGUCAAAUGAGAUCACUGAAAGUCUUGACAAUCCUUCAACACCUGAAUCUGGUUUUCAUGGUAAUCAUGGGAAUCUCAGGAGAUCAAAUGGCAUGACUGCUGCUACUUCAGCUUCAAAGAGAGAUCGAGAAUUUGACUAUGGCGCACCUGAACAGUUAUCUGGGUCAACUGAUAGGGAAGAAGUAUCUGAGACACAAACAGAUGGAAGGGACAAUCAUGAUGCUGAUGCUAAACGAAUGAAUGUAUCAGCAUCCUCCCAAACGACAUCAGCAGAACCUAAGAUUGUUGUGCAAACAACAAGCGAGGUCGAUCUUUUGGAUGACGGUUACAGAUGGCGAAAGUAUGGGCAGAAAGUUGUUAAAGGAAAUCCUAAUCCGAGGAGUUAUUACAAGUGCACGUAUCUCGGAUGCAAUGUCAGGAAGCAUGUCGAGAGAGCUCCAACUGAUCCCAAAUCUGUCAUAACAACAUAUGAGGGGAAACAUAACCAUGAUGUGCCCACUUCCAGGAAUAGCAGUCGUAACUUGGCGUGCGCUGGUGUUGCUUCCAGCAUUGUGCAAUCUAAUAGCCAACCCUCCCUCAGGACCACAAACUUCAGAAACAAUGAUCAGCAACCAGUCGCAGUUUUACGGCUUAAAGAAGAACGUGAGAUCACUUAGUUUACCGGAAUUUGUCGCAAUUUCUGAACAACUAUAUGCUGUAUUAUGCGGAUCUACUAUUGGUUCGGUACGCCAGCAAACCAGCAGUGUGCUCAGACUUAAAAGAUGUGGAAGGUAUUCAUUUUAGCUCCAAUACAGAUUUUUCGACAAAAAUGUCGUUGUAUCCAGUUUACCUCUUUGCACAUACAUUGACACGAUAAAAGUCAUAGAAAGUGUUUGUACAUCGUUCUCUUCUGAUUGUACUCUGAAAGCAGAAACUUCAAUAUUUGCUCGGUAUGUAACAUUUUCUUAGGCUAAUCAAACAGAUUUCUUUA
Messenger RNA from Musa acuminata subsp. malaccensis (wild Malaysian banana), 2409 nucleotides. Its product is annotated as probable WRKY transcription factor 4. Gene Ontology annotation, biological process: regulation of DNA-templated transcription. The record is from RefSeq and is a predicted model, not a curated record. Gene Ontology annotation, molecular function: DNA-binding transcription factor activity; sequence-specific DNA binding. NCBI's taxonomy places the organism in Eukaryota, Viridiplantae, Streptophyta, Magnoliopsida, Zingiberales, Musaceae.